This is a messenger RNA of Dipodomys spectabilis (banner-tailed kangaroo rat), 4288 nucleotides long. RefSeq names its product nitric oxide synthase 1 (gene Nos1). Gene Ontology annotation, biological process: nitric oxide biosynthetic process. The record is from RefSeq and is a predicted model, not a curated record. Gene Ontology annotation, molecular function: NADP binding; nitric-oxide synthase activity; heme binding. Bases 8 to 4288 code for a protein of 1426 amino acids. The transcript has 28 exons. NCBI's taxonomy places the organism in Eukaryota, Metazoa, Chordata, Mammalia, Rodentia, Heteromyidae.
GGACACCAUGGAAGAGCCGGUGUUCGGCGUCCAGCAGAUCCAGCCCAACGUCAUCUCGGUGCGCCUCUUCAAGCGCAAAGUGGGGGGCCUGGGGUUCCUGGUGAAGGAGCGCGUCAGCAAGCCCCCCGUCAUCAUCUCCGAUCUCAUCCGUGGAGGAGCCGCGGAGCAGAGUGGCUUGAUCCAGGCCGGGGAUAUCAUCCUGGCCGUCAACGGCCGCCCCUUGGUGGACCUGAGCUACGACAGCGCCCUGGAGGUGCUCAGGGGCAUCGCCUCCGAGACCCACGUGGUCCUCAUCCUGAGAGGCCCUGAGGGCUUCACCACCCACCUGGAGACCACCUUCACCGGGGAUGGGACCCCCAAGACCAUCCGCGUGACCCAGCCUCUGGGCCCCUCUGCCAAAGCUGCUGAUCCAGCUCCCCAGCCGUCGGGGAGCAGGGAGCAGGGGCCAGCGGCGGCCAGGGCCAGUGGGAGCGGCCCUCAGUGGGCCCAGGACAACGGGCAGGAAGCGGGCCCGUGUGCCCAGGCCAAUGGCCUGGCCCCGGACAAGAAAAGCCCUGACACGGGCCUCCUCAGAGACCACGAGGAGAACAGCGAACUGCUCAGAGAGAUUGAGCCAGUGUUGAACCUUCUCACCACGGGCGGGAAAGUGGCUAACCGAGGGGGACCCCCCAAGGCAGAGACGAAGGACACAGGAGUGCAGGUGGACAGAGAUCUGGACAGCAAGGCACACCGAGCUCUGCCCCUUGGCGGGGAGAAUGACCGAGUCUUCAAUGACCUGUGGGGGAAGGGCAGCGUGCCCGUGGUCCUCAACAACCCGUAUUCAGAGAAGGAGCAGCCCCCCACCUCCGGCAAACAGUCUCCCACCAAGAACGGCAGCCCCUCCAAGGGCCCCCGCUUCCUGAAGGUGAAGAACUGGGAGACGGAUGUGGUCCUCACCGACACCCUCCACCUUAAAAGCACGCUGGAAACGGGGUGCACAGAACACAUCUGCAUGGGCUCCAUCAUGCUGCCCACGCAGCACACCAGGAAGCCUGAAGAUGUCCGCCCCAAGGACCAGCUCUUCCCCCUCGCCAAAGAGUUCAUCGAUCAGUAUUAUUCAUCCAUUAAAAGGUUUGGUUCCAAAGCUCACAUGGACAGGCUGGAGGAGGUGAGCAAAGAGAUCAAGAGCACCAGCACCUACCAGCUCAAGGACACGGAGCUCAUCUAUGGGGCCAAACACGCCUGGCGGAACGCGGCCCGCUGCGUGGGCAGGAUCCAAUGGUCCAAGCUGCAGGUGUUCGAUGCUCGAGACUGCACUACAGCUCACGGGAUGUUCAACUACAUCUGCAACCACAUUAAGUACGCCACCAACAAAGGCAACCUCAGGUCGGCCAUCACCAUAUUCCCCCAGCGGACAGACGGCAAGCAUGACUUCCGGGUGUGGAACUCGCAGCUCAUCCGCUACGCGGGCUACAAGCAGCCCGACGGCUCCACGCUGGGGGACCCGGCCAACGUGCAGUUCACAGAGAUCUGCAUCCAGCAGGGCUGGAAGCCCCCGAGGGGCCGCUUCGACGUCCUGCCGCUGCUGCUGCAGGCGGACGGCAACGACCCCGAGCUCUUCCAGAUCCCCCCGGAGCUGGUGCUGGAGGUGCCCAUCCGGCACCCCAAGUUUGACUGGUUCAAGGACCUGGGCCUCAAGUGGUAUGGGCUCCCGGCCGUGUCCAACAUGCUGCUGGAGAUCGGGGGCCUGGAGUUCAGCGCCUGCCCCUUCAGCGGCUGGUACAUGGGCACAGAGAUCGGCGUGCGGGACUACUGCGACAACUCACGUUACAACAUCCUGGAGGAAGUAGCCAAGAAGAUGAACUUGGACAUGAGGAAGACAUCCUCCCUGUGGAAGGACCAGGCACUGGUGGAGAUCAACAUCGCCGUGCUGUACAGCUUCCAGAGCGACAAAGUGACCAUCGUGGACCACCACUCUGCCACCGAGUCCUUCAUCAAACACAUGGAGAAUGAGUACCGCUGCCGGGGCGGCUGCCCGGCCGACUGGGUGUGGAUUGUGCCCCCCAUGUCCGGCAGCAUCACCCCUGUCUUCCACCAGGAGAUGCUCAACUACCGGCUCACCCCAUCCUUCGAGUACCAGCCCGACCCGUGGAACACCCACGUCUGGAAAGGCACCAACGGGACCCCCACGAAGCGGCGCGCCAUUGGCUUCAAGAAGCUGGCUGAAGCCGUCAAGUUCUCAGCCAAGCUCAUGGGGCAGGCGAUGGCCAAGAGGGUGAAAGCGACCAUCCUGUAUGCCACCGAGACUGGAAAGUCCCAGGCCUACGCCAAGACCUUGUGUGAGAUCUUCAAACACGCUUUUGAUGCCAAGGUGAUGUCCAUGGAGGAGUACGACAUCGUGCAUCUGGAGCACGAAGCUUUGGUCCUGGUGGUGACCAGCACCUUCGGCAAUGGGGACCCCCCUGAGAAUGGGGAGAAAUUUGGCUGUGCGUUGAUGGAAAUGAGGCACCCCAACUCUGUGCAGGAGGAAAGGAAGAGCUACAAAGUCCGGUUCAACAGUGUGUCAUCCUAUGCCGACUCCCGCAAGUCCUCCGGGGAUGGGCCUGACCUCAGAGACAACUUUGAGAGCGCAGGCCCUCUGGCCAAUGUGAGGUUCUCAGUGUUUGGCCUCGGCUCCCGUGCAUACCCUCACUUCUGCGCCUUCGGCCAUGCAGUGGACACGCUCCUGGAGGAGUUGGGAGGUGAAAGAAUCUUGAAGAUGAGGGAGGGAGAUGAGCUGUGUGGGCAGGAAGAGGCUUUCAGGACCUGGGCCAAGAAAGUCUUCAAGGCAGCGUGUGACGUGUUCUGCGUGGGGGAUGAUGUGAACAUUGAGAAGGCCAACAACUCCCUCAUCAGCAAUGACCGGAGCUGGAAGAGGAACAAGUUCCGCCUCACCUAUGUGGCCGAAGCGCCGGAACUCACACAAGGUCUGUCCAACGUCCACAAGAAACGCGUCUCUGCCGCACGACUCCUGAGCCGUCAAAACCUCCAGAGUCCAAAAUCCAGCCGAUCGACCAUCUUCGUGCGUCUCCACACCAACGGGAACCAGGAGCUGCAGUACCAGCCUGGGGACCACCUGGGCGUCUUCCCUGGCAACCACGAGGACCUGGUGAAUGCGCUCAUCGAGCGGCUGGAGGACGCGCCCCCGGCCAACCAGACGGUGAAAGUAGAGCUGCUGGAGGAGCGGAACACAGCCUUGGGCAUCAUCAGUAACUGGAAGGAUGAGCCUCGUCUCCCGCCCUGCACCGUCUUCCAGGCCUUCAAGUACUACCUGGACAUCACCACGCCACCCACACCCCUGCAGCUACAGCAGUUUGCCUCCCUGGCCACCAGCGAGAAAGAGAAGCAGCGCCUGCUGGUCCUCAGCAAGGGGCUGCAGGAGUACGAGGAGUGGAAGUGGGGGAAGAACCCCACGAUGGUGGAGGUGCUGGAGGAGUUCCCGUCGGUACAGAUGCCGGCCACGCUGCUGCUCACGCAGCUGUCCCUGCUGCAGCCACGCUACUACUCCAUCAGCUCCUCCCCCGACAUGUACCCUGACGAGGUGCACCUCACCGUGGCCAUCGUCAACUACCACACCCGAGAUGGAGAAGGACCAAUUCACCACGGCGUGUGCUCUUCCUGGCUCAACCGGAUCCCUGCAGAUGAAGUGGUCCCUUGCUUUGUGAGAGGCGCCCCCAGCUUCCACCUGCCCCGGAAUCCUCAGGUCCCGUGCAUCCUGGUGGGCCCGGGCACCGGCAUCGCCCCCUUCCGAAGCUUCUGGCAGCAACGACAGUUCGACAUCCAACACAAAGGACUGAGUCCCUGCCCCAUGGUCCUGGUCUUCGGGUGUCGCCAGUCCCAGAUUGACCACAUCUACAGGGAGGAGACGCUGCAAGCCAAGAGCAAGGGGGUCUUCAGAGAGCUCUACACCGCCUACUCCCGGGAGCCCGACAAACCAAAGAAGUACGUGCAGGACGUACUGCAGGAACACCUGGCAGAACCCGUGUACCGAGCCCUGAAGGAGCAAGGGGGCCACAUUUAUGUCUGUGGGGACGUCACCAUGGCCGCCGACGUCCUCAAAGCCAUCCAGCGCAUCAUGGCCCAGCAGGGGAAGCUCUCGGAGGAGGAUGCUGGCGUGUUUAUCAGCCGGCUGAGGGAUGACAACCGGUACCAUGAGGACAUUUUCGGAGUCACCCUGCGAACCUACGAAGUGACCAAUCGCCUUAGAUCUGAGUCCAUUGCCUUCAUUGAAGAGAGCAAAAAAGACACGGAUGAGGUUUUCAGCUCCUAA